AACAGGAAGCGGGGGAAGCGUCCUUGGAUAUGUUGCUAGUGGAGAAACUCUCGCAUCUUUCUGCCUACACAGUGUCGCUGUCAAGCAACUGUCAACUAAUCCAUAAUACCAAAAGGGCGAAUGAGUAAACCAUUAAAAGUGUGGAAGUAACCAUGAGUGCUCCAGACCUCAUGGGAGGCCAGCUGAUCCUUGAAGAGGAAUACGAUGAGAAUUAUACACCUUCUGAACAAGAGAUUCAAGAGUAUGCAAGAGAGAUUGGCAUUGAUCCUGGCAGUGAGCCGGACCUCCUGUGGCUGGCCAGGGAAGGCGUCGUUGCACCAUUGCCUCCAGAGUGGAAGCCUUGUCAGGACGUGACAGGGGAAAUCUACUAUUUCAACUUCUCCACAGGCCAAUCCACCUGGGACCACCCCUGCGAUGAGCACUACCGCCUCCUGGUGGCCCAGGAGCGUGAGCGCACCCAGCUCACUGCAGCUGCAGGAGGCAUGGGGGCAAAGAAGGACAAGGACAAGAAGAAAAAGAAAGAAAAGAAGGAGAAGAAAGAGAAAAAGAAGAGGGAGCCAGUAAAGACUUCCGGAGCACUGACUUCAGCCUUGGGAUCCUUACCGUCUCCCCUGGGUGGCCUGGCCCCUCUGAGAGGUCUGGACAUCACCGGCCCUGGCCCACUCUCUGGAUCUGCCCCUGCUCUUCGAGGGUCCCUCAGCAGCUCUGGUGGGCUGGAGCCCCUCAAGACUUCCCUAAGGGGUCCUAGAAGUACUGGGGUGUCUAGUGUUUUAGGCAGCAGGCAGAAGGAGAGGGUCUCCCUUACUCUGCCCGAUUUUGAUGAUGACGAUGACAAUAACGACGACAAACUCUCAGAAAAUGAGCUGAGUCCUCGCGGUUCAGACAGGCUGUUGAAGAACCUUCACCUGGACCAGGAUGCCCUGGGAGGAGGCCUUCAGUAUGAGCAGAAGCAACUCCACCUGUCCCCACUUGCGGGCAUCCGAAACCAUGUCAAUGAGGAGGGUCCAGGUCCUAUCAGCCCUGAGCCUGAACACUCAGCAGAGGAUUUGAAUGAAGUGGAGGAGGGUGAGGAGUUGGAAGAUGGGGAUGCUAAAGGAGAGAGGGGGGAGGAUGAAGGAGGAGGCGAAGCGGAGGAGGGAGGCAGGAGGGGAAAAGGGGAGGAAGGACACGGGAAAAGCAGAGAGGAGGGGGAUGAGAUGGAGGAAGCUGUCAAAAAACAGAAAGAGGAGGAGGCGGCCGGGAGUGAUGAGGUAGAGGAGGAAUGCUGUGAAAGUGAGGAUAAAGAAAGAGAUGAAGGAGAUGGCAGAGUUACAGAAAAUAUAAGGUGCAUUAAGAAGCAGGAGAGCAAUGAGGGAGAGGAGGAUGACAGCGAUGAGAAUGUAGAGAGGUGUUUCAAGGCCAAAGACAGAGAGGAGAAUAUGGAGAGUUUCAUGGAGGAGAAAGAAGAGAUGCAGGGAGAGGUGCAAAAAGUAGAUGGAGAACAGGAUUUUGAGGAAGACAGUGACGCAAAUGUGGAGAAUUUCUUUAAAAGUGAUAAGGAUGAAGGGAGCAAGGAAGAGGACAGAAAUGACAAAAGCAGAAAUGAGCUGGGUGGAAGCAUCAAUGAUGAAGAGGGGCAGAGUGGAAGUAAGGAAGAAGCGUCAGAGGUGAAUAGCGAAGGAGAGCAAGAGAAGGAAAAGGAGGAGGAGGGUGGUGAGAGCGAGGAAGCUUUGGAGAGAUGCUCCCUGAACCUGACGGGGAGUGACAGGGACAUAGAGAAAUGUGCACUGAGCGAAGGAGAAACCGAGAGGGAAGGAAUGAACGUUGAGGGUGAAUCAGAUGCUCAAAAAUCCCCAGCGGCAUCGGAGAGUGAGGCGGACGUUGUGGAGGUUUUUGAGACGGAAACGGCUCAAGUGCCACUGGAAAACCUAGGCCAGAGGAUGAUGUUGAGUGACGUCAAAGCGCUCACCCAAAAGAGAAAAACUACGAAGACAGAAAAAUGCCUCCUUCCAGAAGAGGAGUCUGAGACGGAUAAAAACAUUGAGGAGGAUUCAUCCUCCAUUGAUGUCAAGCUGUCGGAGAAGGUUCUGGAUAUCAAUGACUUGUCGGGUGCUGUCAGUCCACUGGAAAAAGAUGACAGUCAGGGAACAAAAGACAAAGAGGAGAAUGAGGAGGGGGCAAAGACGAAGGUUUCAGAAGCUGCCAACAGGUAUAUGCUGGCUAAAGAUGGAGGCAGUCCUUUAGCCUCUAAAGUUGACCGACUCGUCCUCCACCAGUCCAGCCCUUCACGCUCCCUCUCCAGCCCCUCCCACUCAGAGCGAAGUGGCGAGCUCCGACCCAAAGCCUCUCUGGGGCUCCAGAGGCCUGGAACCGCCAGAGGUCGAGCGAUCCGCACUUCCAACACCAAACCUGGAAAUGCUGAAACCCCCUUAAAAACCCUUGACAAACCAGUGGAUGAAGAGCCAAGCUGGAGAAUCAAGAAAGACAGAGAGAAGAAAGAGAAAGAGGAGGAGAGUGAGAGGGAGGAGAAGAGUCUUAGAGAACAAAAAGAGAAGGAAGGGGAGAGGAGGGAGGCUGAUCAGGAGGUAGAGGAGGAGAAGAAACAGUUGAUGAGGGAGAAAGAGAAGAGGAUGUGUCUCCUCCAGGAGGAGCUGAGUAGGGAGGAGGAGGAGGAGGAGAGGAAUCUGAAGGAGGAGAGUGAGGAAAGACUGAGGGCUCUGCGGCAGCGUCUCCUGUUAAAGAGGAGAGAGGAGGAGGCCAGGCUCACUGAGGAGUCUGACAGGAUGCUGGAGGAAACCAGAGAGUCUAUCCAGAGGGAGAGAGAGAAGCAGAAGCACAAGCUCAGGGAGGAGAGCGAAGCCAUCCUGAAAGAUUUACAAAUAACUCUAGAGGAAGAGCGAGCAGCGGAGCGUGACAGGCUGGAAGCCCAGCAGAGGCAGGAUGUUGAACUCCUUAAGGCUGAGCAGGAAGAGGAGCUGGAAUCAGAGAGGAGGAGACUCCAAGGAGAGCGAGAGGAGAAACUGAAUUCUCUCAAACAGGAGCUCAAAAGCACAGAUAGGGACAAGGAGCUGAUGAUGAGUACACGACCUGAACAGCACCUGACAGACUACCACCGAGAUCUCACUGGCGUGCUCCAGGAAGUGCGGGAGGAAGUGCAGCGGGAUCACGAGAGGAAGCUGGAGAAGCUGAGGGAAGACCACAGGAGAGAAAUGAACAACACCAGAGAGAAAUACCUGGAUGAGGAGACCAUACAGAGAGAGCGCUUGCUGUCCACUCUGCAGGAGGAAAGAGGGCAUCUCCAGGCCUCCCACGCUCUACAGCUGGAGAAACUGCGGCUGGAGCUCAACGCUCAGAUACAAAAGACGCAGCUCACACACUCACGCAAGGAGUCCGAACUGCAGGAUCUGGCAGAUCAGUUGGAGCUGAAAGCCAAAGAGCUGAAGAGCCAGGAGGGCAUGCUGCAGAUCAAGGUAGUAGAUCUGAAGAGAAGGAGGAAGAAGCUCAUAGACGAAGAAGAGGAGGUGGAAACACAGAUAGAGGCCUUACCCCGGCUGAUCCAGGAGAGAGACCAGCUGAAGGACGAGCUGGAGAGGAUGAGAGAGGAGAAACAUCAAGCCAGAGAACUCGUCCAGAGAGCCAGGGAGGAGAGGAGCGAGGCAAAGGAGGAGGAGGAGCGGCUGAGAGGGGAGAGGGACAAGGCCAGAGAUGAGAGCAGGAGAGUGAAGGAGGACAAGGAGAAACUGGAGAGCAAGGUGACGCUGCUGCAUGAGAGAUGCGACCGUCUCAGCCGCAGAGUCAGUGAGUUGGAGCAAGGUGAAGGUGCAAGUACUUCCACCAGACAGGAGCCGAGGCAGGUCAAAACUAAGGGAGAGAAAACAGAGAUGACGGCGCCCUCCAGUGACAGGAGAGACUCAUUACUGCAUUUGGAGGACCUGGACGACCCUCCUCUCUCCCCUGUACCCGACAGCCAGAGCAGCGUGGACGAGUUCCGACGCUACAUCUCCUCACACGGCACCUCCAUCCAAAAAACCAAACUCUUCCUGGAGAGGGAGAGCAGCCGGCUGAUUGAGAGACAGGCAGCUCUGCGGGCGGCCCAGACCGGCUCCUCACAGGACCUGAACCACAACACCAGGGUGACUGAGGAGAUUAUUAGAAGCCUCAUGCAGGAAGCCCAAAAUGUGGAGGAGAUGCAGCGGACGGUUCAGAGAGGGAACUCGCUCCUGAGGAGGAAAGAGGAGCAGCUUCAGCAGCUGGAGAGUUCGAUCGCUGAAGAGCCUCUGUCAGAGGAUGUGUCUCGGCUGGCGGGAGAGAGGAAGGUGACCUUCGAUGUGACUGAGUCGGACCUCAGCAGCACUGCGGACCCACCGGUCGGGACAGGAGCUCAUCCCACGGUCCCGGCCAAAGUCCAAGAGUUAGCAGACUCCCUGCAGCAGAUCUCGGGCCAGCUCAACACUGUUCUCAGUGCACUGGGUUCAUUAGCUCAGUGGCCACAGAGUGCCACACCUUACACAGCCUUCAGUUUGCCUGUGUCGCAGCCUCUCUCCGUGCCAGCUCCCACUCCCACCUAUAAUCCAGUCGCGUCCCACAUGCACACCCUGGGCCACAGCUCCUUAGCCCCACCUCCCCCCAUGAGGCUCUUGAACCCUUCGUGGAACUGGGCGACUGGGAGCUCUGCAGCCCACGCCCUCUACAAUGCCCCCAUCAGCAGCGUGCUGAAGGCCUCUGACGACCUCAUCAACAGCCGGUGGAGCCAGAUUUUUCCUGGAGCAGCUGUGGACCCAGUUGCGUCUAGCACCAUGAGGACCAGCUCAGCCUACUCAGCUUACACUCCUGUUAGUGAACACAGUCCCAGCCUGCGGUCCAUGCAGAAGUCAGCAGAGAUCGAUGGUCAGAGGCUGCAGGGGAUGAUCGAUGGCAACAAGAGGUGGCUGGAGAUGCGCAAGAAAGACACCAGCAUACCUCUGUUCACUCGCUAUCAAGCUCCGUCCUCCAAGAGCAGCCUGGUCCAGCUGGGCCUGGACGAUAACAACCAGAUCAGAGUCUACCACUACUGAGGACAUUACGCACAGUUCAGUCCUGUUGUUCUGUGUCUGUCACUGAGGACUUUGACUGACUUUAAUGACUGUGUCGGCUCUGAGCUGUGACGUUUACAUGCAGGGCCUCACAUGAGUCAUGUGGCCUCUGUGAUUCAUUCCUUUUUAAAUAAUAAAAAAACAAACUUUCAGUGUAAAGGUUUUCAGGGAAGGUCCAGCCUCCUCUGCUGUGAUUGGAGGAAGAGCUGACAGAAGAGGACGUGGUACAUUCAGGGAGCCACAUGUCACAGAGGCCUGAGGACUUUUAUCCCCGAUUAGAUAUGGCUGUGUGCAGCAGUCCACUUCUGACAACAUGUUUACAGAUGUGAGCUCCAUGCCAGACCUGAACUUUUCAGAGAUUGUACAAGAAACUGUUUAUUCUGAAGAAAGAACCGCACAGACUUUGAGGAAAUUGUGUCUUUGGUGGAGAAAUAUUUGGAAGUGGUCGAUUGUUGGUUUCGUCUGUCUGAUAUUCUAAGCGGUUUCGUAGUUUCUCCAGAAACCUCAAGCAAGUUUAAUAUUUCACCUUUUCCUGAAAAAAACUAUUAUCUCAUUCAAUUAUGACUUUAUUCUCAAAUCUGUUUGUUCUUUAAUAUGGCCCUCAUACUCUGUUGUCGAAGUCAGAUGGGAGUUGGUUACUGAAUGUUGGACAAUCAUAGAGAAUCAUCUCCAUGUUUAAAUAUGAAAAUGUCAUACGUCAUCUUGAAUACACUCCACAGCACUAAAUAGAAUGACUUUACAGAUGCACAGAGGUCAAGUUUCAUGGCAUCAAAUGUUACACCUUUUGUAUUAAUGCCGCUCACUUUGUAAAAUACUUGUUUGAAAACUGAACAUGUUUUAAAAAUGUUUUGUCAUUUCAGGAACAGAGACAAAACAUACUUUGUGCAUAAACUAUAUAGUGUAAAUUCUGUAUUUUUUUAUAAAAUAUUUUAAUAAAUCUAGUUUUAUAUG
Messenger RNA from Hippoglossus stenolepis (Pacific halibut), 6002 nucleotides. RefSeq names its product centrosomal protein of 164 kDa. Gene Ontology annotation, molecular function: protein binding. The record is from RefSeq and is a predicted model, not a curated record. NCBI's taxonomy places the organism in Eukaryota, Metazoa, Chordata, Actinopteri, Pleuronectiformes, Pleuronectidae. Bases 153 to 5033 code for a protein of 1626 amino acids. The transcript has 27 exons.